CAGUCGCUUUAUCACAGACCCAACGGCAAAGCGGCGACGGCGGUCAGUAUCCUCCGCGCAUCCAGCCCAGGAGUGAUCUGCUACCGGCAGACGAUACCAACGGCCAAAUGAGCGGCCCAGAUGCAAACGCCCGUCGGUUCCAUCCCUACAACGAUCGCUCAGGCGAUCGAUCUGGCUUGACCUCUCAGCCGAGGCCACCCAGAGCGCCCGGUUCUCAGCAACAACAGUACGACAAACGCCAUGCUCCAGGCAACCCAGCCCGAUCAUCGUACCCUUCGGCUCCAUCGCAGCACGACGACCCGUCCCAUGCUCGCCCCAGGAGCCACCCAGACCAGCGCUACAGCUCCAACGACCUGCAUACCGAAGCCAAUCAGUCGCAAACAUUGCCGCCCAGUCGCCGAGACUGGGAUCGAGAUCGAGAUCGAGACCGAAACCGAAACCAAAGCCAAAGUCAAAGCCAAUACCGAGACCGAGAUCGAGAGUCUCGUCCGGAUGAACGAUAUCGCCCGAGGCAGGAGCGCCCUGCAGAUCGCAGCCGGCCCGACAUCGGUGAGGAUCGACGUCCAUCACCCUUGUACUCUUCGUCGUCUUCGUCGACGUCGCAUUCGGCGCAUGGACAAUACUCGAGGAACCCGAACCUGCCGAUGUCUCCGAGCCGCUCCAGCCAACACUUUCAACCAGGCCGCCCGGUCACGACCAGUCCUGUCAACAUGGGUCGUGCGGGCUUGCGGCCGGACAGCACCCACCCAGCUGCGUUUCAUGGACGAUCCAUGCCUCGUGGUGACUCUCGCAAUCAGCCAGGGGCUUCGCCAGCGCCGUUGAACACCAGAGGCCCGACCAUGAGUCAUAGCCCGGUACGGAUCGGCUUCGAUUACUCGACUCAACCUAGAAGACAUUUGCCCUGCACUUACUGCGGGCUCCCGAUCGGCGUCCCGGCUGUCCUCCAAGACCCGCGCGACUCCAAGGUGGUCCAGUUUGGCGAGCAGUACAACUCGUAUUUCCGAGUCGUCCACCAGAGCGAGCCGGCGGCGCACCACCGAUGCUCGGAGCUGGCGAUGGAGUGGUUCAAGAUGCUGGCGUUCAUCAGCCCGACGACGCUCAACCAGCUGACGGCAUUCAUCGACUAUCACGGAAGCGAACACAGCUUCCAGUACGACACGGUGUUGUGCUCAAAGAUUGUGUUCAGCAAGGAAAUGCAAUGGUACGGCCGGCCUCUGGACGACUUUGUGCGGUCGAUUGGGAUGAUCAAGAGGCCUGAGGGGCUGAUGCGGACGUUGAAGGCCAACUGGGCAAACAAAAACGCCCGAAAGCCGGACGAUCCGAUCUACUUUCGGCCAGAGUCCAACGGGAAGAUCGACACCCUGCUCGUGGACAGCGAUAUUGGGAUCAUGCUCCGGAUCCUAUCGCAUAUGCCGAUGAAGGAGCUACUGAACUAUCGACUGGUAUCGAGGUCGAGCAAUUACUUUGUGCGGUAUCUGUCGCAGCCGAUCUGGAGGGGUUGGAUCGGAUUCCACGGACUGAUGCCAUGCGGGUCGGACCACCAAGGAGAUAGGGGCAGCGGGGGUUGGCCGAACGGGCGGAACGAGCAGCGACACCAGCAUCAGCUGCACGGAAAUCGGGCGCCAGGAGGUAGCCAACGCCCGAUGACGAUCUCGGAACUUGGCCAGGCCAUCCGCAACGAGCGAUUGGAUCUGUUUGAGUACCUGAGACAGUCGUGGGGCAACGAGUCGAUGCGUAAUCGCAUGAGAGUCCGGGAUGUGGUGCGACAGUUUGAGAACUUGUAUACGUGGAAUAAAGAGCAGCUGGCUUGAAGAAGAUGAAUGCAGUGGGGGAGAUGUGGUCGGAACACGGAGUGGGAAGGUGUGGUGGAUUGUUUGACGAAGCAGUGCCGUUGGUGGCGU
Molecule: messenger RNA, 1901 nt
Organism: Polychytrium aggregatum
Lineage: Eukaryota; Fungi; Chytridiomycota; Chytridiomycetes; Polychytriales
Exons: 1
Coding region: 108-1811 (567 amino acids)
Molecular function (GO): protein binding
Source: RefSeq, a predicted model, not a curated record